Molecule: messenger RNA, 258 nt
Organism: Lactuca saligna
Lineage: Eukaryota; Viridiplantae; Streptophyta; Magnoliopsida; Asterales; Asteraceae
Source: the annotation of a GenBank genome assembly
AUGGAGGCGCUAUUAGCAAAUCAUUCACUCUCGGCUCAAGAAUGGAUUUUUGAUGUAGAUGAAGUAGACCCUAAAACGGUUAAUAAAGAUCUCGGAAUCGAUGAUAAUCAAGCACCCCGAGAAAGUCCACGAACGAGGGAACCUUCCGAUGGAGAUUUUAAGUCCGAGAGUGAGGAGCAAGUGUUAGAAGAAGAUGAAUAUGAGUUUGAUGAGGUUCAAAUAUUGGAAUCUCCGAUUAAUCCAGACCAAGCCGAUUAA